GGAUGGUGUAAGACAAACGUUUCCACCUAACAUGUAUAUAGUAUUGUUGAAUAAAAUCAGUUUUGUUUCUGAUAAAUACAGUCAGACAGGUUUGUCUUAAAUUGUGAAACGAUCAGUCUACAAUGAAAAAAUCCUAUCAACAUAUACAGUCAACAGUCAGAAGUGCAUGCUAAGUACUAAUAAUUUUAGGGCAGUUACCUGAGUGCAACAUGUGAACAGUCUAUAUACAGUCAACAGUCGGAAGUGCAUGCUAAGUACUGAUAAUUUUAGGGCAGUUACCUGAGUGCAACAUGGCAUCUCCCUCCAUCAUCUAUGCCGGACCCUACUCUUAAGGAGCCCCACAAUGGUGAACGGUGCCGUUCAAGGUCUUUGUGGAAACAAAAUGAGUGUUUAAUCAUUAUGGGCGUUCCAUGAAUGAUGACAGUCAUCAUGAAGGAAAACCCUACUUCUAUCUUCCAGUUUUUGUUUUACCAUGACUAACAGGUUGUAGUCUUUCACGUGCAUGGACUUUGUCAAUGAAAGACUCUUAACAUACAACCCAUAAAUAUGUUGCCAAGGGCUUUCAAUUUUGGUGAAGGAUUUUGAGUUUGAGCAAUUAAAAGAGAACUACAAAUCUGAGUUCGAGAAUUAUUUUUGACAGUGUUUUCUAUCCUUAGAUUUCUGCUCUGUUGUUUGAACAAUGGAGAUACAGAAUGGAAUAGAAAUUGACUCUUUCACUAAGAGUUUUCAGAGUACAAAUGGCAAAGUCCCUCUGUUUCUUGCAGAAACUGCUGGUAAAGUCAUCACUUGCAAAGCUGCAGUAGCAUGGGGGGUUAAGCAACCUCUGGUAAUAGAAGAUGUUCAGGUGGAUCCUCCAAAAUCAAUGGAAGUCCGCAUUAAAAUCACCCACACCUCGCUCUGCCACACGGAUAUUACAUUCUGGAUGGGAGGGGAAGAAAGCACGUUUCCUCGCAUAUUUGGCCAUGAGGGUGCUGGUAUAAUAGAGAGCGUGGGUGAAGGCAUAACAGAUCUUGUGCCUGGAGAUCACGUGAUUCCAACAUACCAAGGAGAGUGUAGAGAUUGUGGGUGUUGUAAAUCUAAGAAAACCAAUCAGUGUGACAAGUUCAAAAUUGAUAUCAUGAGAACAGUCAUGAGAAGUGAUGAGAAGAGCAGGUUUUCUUUGCGGGGGAAGCCGGUGUACCAUUUCAUGGCCACAUCUACAUUCAGCGAGUAUACAGUCGUGGACUAUGCUUGUGUUGUCAAAAUUAAUCCUAAAGCUCCUUUAGACAAAGCCUGCUUGCUUGGCUGCGGGGUAGCCACUGGGUUUGGAGCUGUGAUGAAUUUAACAGACAUAGAAGUUGGAUCAACAGUGGCUGUUUUUGGCCUGGGUACUGUUGGCCUUGCGGUUGCAGAAGCCGCAAGUCUAAGAGGAGCCUCAAAGACAAUAGGAAUAGAUACCAACCCAAAUAAGUUCGCCAAAGCCAAAGUCUUGGGGGUAACCGACUGCAUCAAUCCAAAAGACCAUGAGAAGCCCAUUCAAGAAGUUAUAGCAGAGAUGACAAAUGGAGGCGUGGAUUACAGCUUCGAAUGCAUUGGAAAUACCAACGUAUUAUACCAGGCCUUUUUGUCUACUAAUGAGCCACUGGGGAAAACGGUGUUAUUGGGUCUGGACGCUAGUCCCCGCAAGAUAUGCCUCCAUCCCUUGGAAUUAUUUUCAGGGAGAACUUUAGUGGCCUCCAUCUUUGGAGGGAUCAAGGCCAAAACACAAUUGCCCGGAAUUGUGGACAUGUUUAUGCGUAAGGAGUUGAAAGUGGAGGAGUAUAUUACUCAUGAGCUCCCUUUUUCAGAAAUCAACAAAGCAUUUGAAUUGUUGUUGGAAGGCGAGUGUUUGAGAUGUGUUCUUCAUUACUAGACAAAUUUUAAAAAAUGGAAGAUUCAUUUCUGAAUGGUAGAUAAAAAAGACAUUUGAGUAGUUGGUUAAGGUUACUUUUGAGACAUGCAUUGGUCUUAAGAAUGUUUUUAUUUUUAUCAAAAAAAUAAAAAAAAAUAUUCUUAUUUUUA
This is a messenger RNA of Cryptomeria japonica (Japanese cedar), 2040 nucleotides long. RefSeq names its product alcohol dehydrogenase 1. Gene Ontology annotation, biological process: formaldehyde catabolic process. Gene Ontology annotation, molecular function: S-(hydroxymethyl)glutathione dehydrogenase [NAD(P)+] activity; zinc ion binding. Gene Ontology annotation, cellular component: cytosol. NCBI's taxonomy places the organism in Eukaryota, Viridiplantae, Streptophyta, Pinopsida, Cupressales, Cupressaceae. The coding region runs from base 680 to 1891 and encodes 403 amino acids. The record is from RefSeq and is a predicted model, not a curated record. The transcript is spliced from 10 exons.